Messenger RNA from Piliocolobus tephrosceles (Ugandan red Colobus), 985 nucleotides. Its product is annotated as metastasis-associated protein MTA1-like. The record is from RefSeq and is a predicted model, not a curated record. Bases 164 to 934 code for a protein of 256 amino acids. Gene Ontology annotation, molecular function: transcription coactivator activity; transcription corepressor activity; sequence-specific DNA binding. Gene Ontology annotation, biological process: negative regulation of transcription by RNA polymerase II; double-strand break repair; response to ionizing radiation. Gene Ontology annotation, cellular component: NuRD complex; nucleoplasm. Lineage: Eukaryota; Metazoa; Chordata; Mammalia; Primates; Cercopithecidae. The transcript is spliced from 6 exons.
CUGGCGUCACUGUGUUUUUGGCACCUGGCUGGGGGGACCCACAUCAGCUGCGCUCUGCACCUGCCUGCCAGCAGGGGCCUGGCCUCAGCGCACCAAGCACACGUUGCCCUCCCACCUCCUGCCCCCUCUGUGGCUUUCUGGCCGCAGCCCUGCCCCUGCCCUCAUGAUGUGCCUGCCUCCUGCCCCUUCCUGCUUGUGUGACACGCCUCCUCCCACCCAGCUCCCGUGGAAGUCUCUGACCAGCAUCAUUGAGUACUACUACAUGUGGAAGACCACCGACAGAUACGUGCAGCAGAAACGCUUGAAAGCAGCUGAAGCUGAGAGCAAGUUAAAGCAAGUUUAUAUUCCCAACUAUAACAAGCCAAAUCCGAACCAAAUCAGCGUCAACAACGUCAAGGCUGGUGUGGUGAACGGCACGGGAGCACCGGGCCAGAGCCCUGGGGCUGGCCGGGCCUGCGAGAGCUGUUACACCACACAGUCUUACCAGUGGUAUUCUUGGGGUCCCCCUAACAUGCAGUGUCGUCUCUGCGCAUCUUGUUGGACAUAUUGGAAGAAAUAUGGUGGCUUGAAAAUGCCAACUCGGUUAGAUGGAGAGAGGCCAGGACCAAACCGCAGUAACAUGAGUCCCCACGGCCUCCCAGCCCGGAGCAGCGGGAGCCCCAAGUUCGCCAUGAAGACCAGGCAGGCCUUCUAUCUGCACACGACGAAGCUGACACGGAUCGCCCGGCGCCUGUGCCGUGAGAUCCUGCGCCCGUGGCACGCCGCGCGGCACCCCUACCUGCCCAUCAACAGCGCGGCCAUCAAGGCCGAGUGCACGGCGCGGCUGCCCGAAGCCUCCCAGAGCCCACUGGUGCUGAAGCAGGCGGUGCGCAAGCCGCUGGAAGCCGUGCUCCGGUAUCUUGGUGAGCAGUCCAGGCGUGAUGGGGGUUCCUAAUGCUGCCUGCAGGCAGCUUCUGACCAAGCUGAUGCACUGGUGCUCCCAGCC